Messenger RNA from Prunus dulcis (almond), 2679 nucleotides. RefSeq lists its product as uncharacterized. The transcript has 5 exons. The record is from RefSeq and is a predicted model, not a curated record. Lineage: Eukaryota; Viridiplantae; Streptophyta; Magnoliopsida; Rosales; Rosaceae. The coding region runs from base 60 to 980 and encodes 306 amino acids.
GAGGAGGAGAAAGCAUCGGGUAGUCAGAUAAGAAUGGCUGCGUGUCAGUGAGUGAAUGAAUGAAAAUGCAAAGCGCUAAUAUUGUCCCUAUCCCUUCUCCCACUGCUUCUGCUGUUGCUGCUGCCGCAACUGCGAAGCCCUCUUUCUUACUGCUACUAACAGUAACAAAUGCAAACCCGCCUUCAAUAACCCCAAACUUUGCGGCGAGUGUUUACUCGUCUUCUUUUAUAAAACCAAACCAUUCCGCCGUCUCCCAUUCCAGUUGCAGACCUCAUGCGCAGUGCUCAUCUUCAAACAAGUUCGAUUCGGAGGAUGAUGAUGAUGACCAAGCGGUAUCGGAGGAUGGUGAUGGUGACGUAAGCAUAAAUAUGGAUGCUGCGGCGGAUGAUAUUGAUAUUGAGAUUGAUAUUGAUAUUGAUGUAGAGAUAGAGAAGACGGGAAACAACUGUCGGAGGAUCCGAUCGGAAAUUGGGAUAGAGGCCCCACUCAACACUGUCUGGAAUCUCUUGACUGAUUAUGAGAGAUUGGCCGACUUCAUUCCGGGACUUGCCGUCUGUCGAUUGCUCCAUAAGACAGACAACUACGCUCGACUUUUUCAGAUUGGGCAGCAAAACUUGGCAUUUGGGCUGAAAUUCAAUGCUAAAGGAAUCGUGGAUUGUUAUGAGACUCCGCUUGAGAUCCUUCCUAAUUUGGGUCACAAGCGUGAUAUCGAAUUUAACAUGGUUGAAGGGGACUUUGAAAUCUUUCAAGGAAAAUGGUCUCUUCAACGGCUGAAUAGGGAAAUAUCAUGUGACGACUCUUUGAUAGAGCAGCAAAUGCACACAACUCUUUCCUACUUGGUUGAUGUAAAGCCAAAGCUGUGGUUGCCCGUUCGGCUUGUUGAGGGUAGACUUUGCAAGGAGAUAAAAAUUAACCUUGCAUGCAUCCGAGAAGAAGCGCUGAAACUAACUCACAGUAACACUAUGCAGCACCCUCGUUAAGUAUGCUAUAUAUGCGCCCUAUUGUUAUAUUCAUUUAGCAUUACAUAUAUAUUGGAAAGUGAUUUGUUGUAAUCUUUCUCCAAUCGGGUUCCACUUGGCCUUGCGCAUCUAAAGGAAACCAAGAAUUGUAUACAACUGUGAAUAAGCGUGUACAAUCCAAUACAAAUAUAUACAUCAGUCUUACCGCAUCAAAACCAAUGUUUAACGAAACUCCAACUUCCUAUAUGCUACUAACCAAUCCACUGUGGCUAUGUGUUUGAAUUAAAAUUAUUACGCACACUGGUUAAGAUAUCUGGAACAAUUGCAUAUUUUCUGUUUCAAGGCGUGUUGCCAUUAUCAUCGUAUUCGAGCUCUUCACGGGCUCAUUCGAAGACAUAGACCUGCUGUUGUUUACUUAAAUGGAAACUAAAAUGAGAAACAACAGGAUUGAUGGUGUGUUUCCCAUCUUUACACUCUUCUUUCUAGUUUUGAUCCAUUGCUUUUUUUCUUAACUUUUCCUCGGAAUGUUUUGUCCUCCAUCUGGUUUAAAAAAACCUUUCUAUAGGUUGGUCGACCAAUUAAACACCAAGCUUUGUUUCUGUUCAAACUUCAUACACUCAAAAAAGGGACUCCGCCUACUUAUUUUGGCUGAUGGUGUUGGGUUCAAUGUCCCUGCUUAAGUGGAUGCUUACUUGGAUUCAAUGAACUUACUUAAUGCAUGUGGUGUUCUUUCCACAUAGUACAUUCAUCUAUUGUAUGUGAAUGGAGAGUUGCAUGCAUUCUUUGUAUGUGCAUAGGUUCAUUGGAGGUAAUGAAGGAGUUUAGUUUAGACAAGGUUUAAUGCAUUUAUUGGGGUGCAUUGAUUCGUGAUGUGGGUAGAUGGUACAAUGCAUCUAUGGCCUUCUCCUCGGCUAUAUAAAGGGAGGUUUGUUCUGAAAUCAAGUAGGUCAUCAAGGUAUCAACUCAAGUGUGAGUGUGAUUCACUAGGGAGUUGGAUCUUCACUAAUGUUGACAAGGUGCAUGCAGCUCAAGUUCUCAACAUGCUGGGCUUGGAAGACUGGUUUGAAGGCCUUUUAUGCUUUGAAACUCUUAACCCUCCUCACCUCGAACCAAUUGAUUGCAUGAUGGCAUCAGAUUCUCUACAAACCCUCAUCACCUUGAACGAACUAAAUGGUCAUCAUAGAACGUACACCAGAGGCUAAAGCCAAGUCACCAAUUCUCUACAAACCCUCUUUCGAAGCAAUUGAAGUUGUUAUUUUUAUUGCAAAUUUUGAUCCAGAAAAAAUUAUUUUCUUUGAUGACAGUGCUAGGAACAUAGCAAGUGGGAAGGUAGCAGGACGUCAUACAGUCAUUGUAAGACCUCUACAACUGAAAAAAAAUAACUAAUAGAAAUAACUGAACCGUCAGAGGAAUGAAACUUGUAGCUCAUGGUGUGUAAAGUAAGGCUUGACUGAGAAAAAGUAAAAAUGGGGAUCUUCCAACUUUCGCAAAGCAUCCAAUCUAGUUUUUUCUGGAUCAACAUUUGCAAUAGGAAUAGCAGCUUCAAUUGCUUCCACAGAGGGUUUGCAGAGAAUUGGUGACUUGGCUUUACCCUUUGGUGUCCGUUCUAUGAUGACCGUUUGGUCAGUGGCGGAUCCAGGAUUAUGUAGCCAAGGGGGCUUAGUGUAAAAGUUCAGAAAUUUUUCUACAAAGAAAAUAAUGCUAAAAAGAUAGAAAGAUA